Peniophora sp. CBMAI 1063 is the source of this 2274-nucleotide messenger RNA. The record is from the annotation of a GenBank genome assembly. Lineage: Eukaryota; Fungi; Basidiomycota; Agaricomycetes; Russulales; Peniophoraceae.
AUGGUCUCUUCGGAGGCUGAUAUCUUGGCGUUCAUCAACAGGCAUCGUUUGCUGCUCGCGGACGAGCGCGCCGCCGAAGUCGAGCGCAGUGCAUUGUUGCUUUCAAAUUGUGGACCGAAGCUACUUGAGCAGAAGGGUCUGGCGUUGCUUUCGCUCGGUGUAGCAAAUAUCAGCGUUGGACUAGGCGGGAAGACGUUGGUCGAACUUGAGCGCCCGGCUGCAUACCACACGAGCAAUAUAUUUUCACCGCAUACCAUUAGGCCCGGUGACUUGGCCAGAAUUGAAGAAAACUCCUCUGCGCCUGCCAACAAGAAGAAACCCACUAGUAAAAAGAAUCAGACGACUAACGAUGUCAAGACCACGGCUUCUUCCGGUGUAGAGGGCGUCGUAUACAAAAUGUCGGACACUCGCGUUGUGAUCGCCGUCGAUCUCUCUGAUUCUUCGGACGAUCUUGAUUUACCGGAACGUUGUCGCGUUGUGAAGCUCGCUAACAGUGUCACGUAUGACCGGAUGGAGAAAGCGCUGGACCAACUGGAGAAGACAGCCAUUCCGUCGACACCUCAGGACCAAUCAAAACCUCCCUUCGAGCUCACUCGCUUGAUUGAGACCCUCUUGGGCAUGACUGCCCUUUCGCCAAAAACGAAACUCGAUAGCCUGUCUUUCUUUGACCCCUCCCUCAAUUCUUCCCAGCAAGAAGCUAUCAGAUUCGCCCUAUCAUCAAACGAGAUCGCCUGUAUACAUGGACCUCCUGGUACCGGAAAGACGCAUACCUUGAUAGAGAUUAUCCGUCAACUCACGAGCCGCGGACUUCGCGUUCUUGUAUGCGGCGCCUCGAAUCUCUCCGUCGACAACAUCCUCGAGCGCCUGCUCGCUCUUUCUCCACCCGAGAGGGGAAACAGAAUCAAGGUUACGCGUGUAGGCCACCCCGCCCGCGUCAUGGCGAACCAAGACGUACUAGAAGCUACGCUCGAGGUGAAAGCCGGGCGUUCGGACCAGGCCGCCCUGGCACGCGACGUCAAGACCGAGCUUCAGAGCGCGCUUGACACGCUUGCGGGCAAGGGAAAAGGCGCCAAAGGUAAGCGCCCGCGUGGCGCUGAGCGCAAGAAGAUGUGGGAAGAAGUCAAGGCCCUCCGGAAGGAAUACCGCCAGCGCGAGAGCGGCGUCGUGCAGACGGUCUUAUCCGACUCGCAGGUCGUGCUUGCAACAUGUCAUUCCGCAGGCGGGCGCCAGUUGCGCAAUCAGGCUUUCGACGUGGUCAUCAUUGACGAAGCGACACAGGCGGUCGAGGCUGUUUGCUGGGUUCCGAUCUUCAAAGCGAAGAAGCUGAUCCUGGCGGGAGACCCCAAGCAAUUGCCGCCCACGGUGCUCGCUCUAGACAAAAGCAAGAAGGAGACGAAGAAGGCUAUGCCGAAGUCAGCCCCGCCGGCGCCCGGCCCUGCCGAUGAUCCGUCGAGCAGUGCUGCGAGCGACUCUGAAAUGGACGAUGCUGAGCCUGCACCGGCGGAGAAGGCUGUCGACAGGAAGAUUAGGAGGAAGAAGACGGUGCCUGGUCUGUACCCGCCGCGCACACUCGAAACAACGAUGUUUGAGCGGCUUGAAAAGAUGUACGGCCCAGGCAUCAAGCGCAUGCUGACCGUACAAUACCGCAUGCACCGGACGAUCGCGGAGUUCCCUUCGAAGAUCUUGUACCAGUCGAAGCUACAAGCGCACCAGUCAGUGGCCGAGCACCUUCUGGCCGACUUGCCGAAUGUCAGCUCCAAUGAUGAGGCAGCGAAGGAGGACCUGAGUGCCCCAGUAGUUUUCUUCGACACUGCUGGAUGCGAAUACUUCGAAAGACUCGACGGAGACGGCGAGGAAGGUAGCCGAUGUAACGAGAACGAGGCUGCGGUCGUAAGGAAUUGGGUUGACACUCUGAUUGGUCAUGGCGUGUCACCAACCCAGAUCGCGGUUAUCACACCGUACCAAGCUCAGGUAACCCUGCUCGCUAGCCUACUGAGGCCGGCGUACGGCACAGGUAUCGAGAUUGGCACCGUCGACGGGAUGCAGGGUCGCGAGAAAGAGGCUGUGGUCAUUUCGCUUGUACGAAGCAACAACGAGCGCGACGUAGGCUUUUUGAAAGAGAAACGGAGACUGAACGUGGCAAUGACGCGAGCACGCCGCCAUUUGUGCGUCGUUGGGGACUCUUCGACAGUGCAGCAUGGCGGCUCGUACCUGAAGAAGUGGCUUUCCUGGCUGGAAGCUAAUGCGGACGUGAAAUAUGCAGGUCUCGAGUAG